UAUAGACAAUAUAUACAUAUAUAUUCCGAAACUUUUAUUCACCAAUAAUAACAACGAUCGUAAUGAUAGUACACAAUGGUUAUGUUGACAGUAAUUAUUAGACUAACAAUUUAAUUGUGUCAUGUUGCUAUUUUGAAAUAUAGAUCUGACCAUUGGAGAGAGGCAGCUGAGUUUUUAUAAAUCGUUUAUUAGGGAAAUAAAUAUUUAUGAUUCCAUUCUCUGUCUUUUACAUCAUGGAGAUGGAGCUGUCGAGAGUGGAUUAUACAUUGGUGGGGAUAACAGCUCCACAAACAAUGAAGCUUUUACCUAGCACAGGAACAGGAAUGACGCAAAAGGUAACUGUUGCAGAUCAAGAUGGGGUGUUACAAGUAUUUUCUGUGAAGAAAGGAGAUAUCCAGAUAGGUUUUAAAACAUUGCCAAGUGCUGGUAUAUCUCGUUUGGAACUUGGUGGUGCAUUAGGAACUGUAAAGGAUAAAAUAUUUGUUUCCUCUGAAAACGAAGUCCGUGGAUACACAAAGAAAGGAAAGUUAUUUUUGGGAUUUGACACAAAUCUUACAGAACAUAUUAAAUCAAUGCAUGUUAGUGGUAGUAAUCUUCUUGUUUGUGGUAAACAUGCAUACAAUCAAUAUCACGAUUGUAAAGACACAAACUCCUAUCUGUGUGGUGAUGAAAUCAAUGAUGUCAUUUCACUCUCUGCUGAAAAGAACAACAGGUUGACUCCGGUAUUAGCUUGCGAGGAUAGAACGCUUCGAGUAUUGGACCGAUCAUCUCUGCUUCACAAUAUAGAGGUUGAUGCUAUACCCACAGUGCUUCAUCUUAAUGGCAAUGAAGGAGGAGAAACUGGAGAUGAGAUACUAUAUGGCACUGCAGAUGGGAGAGUUGGGCUUGUUUGCAUAGGCAGGACAGAGGUGAAUCAUCGAUGGAUACUGAAUGAUGGUAAGCAUCGUGGUGGUAUCCUCUGCAUGGACUGCUAUGAUAUGUCAGGGGAUGGAGUAUUAGACCUCCUGAUAGGGCGACAGGAUGGAACUUUGGACAUUUUCUCAUUGGGUGAUGAUGCUGGUGACGGAAAACUAACACAGAGGUUUUCAUAUUCAUGCAAUGAAAGUAUUACCUCUAUCCAUGGUGGGGUUGUUGGAAAUGCAGGCUAUGAAGAAGUGGUGGCUUCAACAUAUACAGGGUGGAUUUUUGGCUUGACGACAGAAGUGGUGGAUAAACAAAUACUUAUGGAUACAGAGACUGGCAGUAUGAACAUUUCCCAGGAUGCUCAGCAGAAGAUUAUGCGUCUGAGAAUGGAAAUUGAUGAGAUAGAACAAAGAGUGAACAGAGAAAGAGAAAAGUACCAAGCAGCAACUCAGGACAAAGUGGAUGGAUUAUCAGCAAUUCCAUUCAUUGCAAUUAAUGAUAAGAUGACUCUGUGCAGAGAAGAUGCUUCAUAUUCACUAGUCCUGGAAGUGCAGACACCUAUUGACAAUGUGCUUAUCCAAAGUGACGUUCCUGUGGACUUGCUGGAUGUAGAGAGGAAUUCAGCAGUUGUAAGCUACAGCGCAUGUGAACCAGCGAGUGGUAACUAUUUGCUGGCAACAUACCGCUGCCAAAUGAAUACUACCAGACUUGAGCUGAAGCUGCGGACAAUUGAGGGACAGCAUGGAACUCUGCGCACAUAUGUCACACCAUUGGUUCAACCCAAAUGCUGCCAGGUGCGGCAGUACAAGAUAAAGCCCCUCUCCCUGCACAUACGUUGUCAUUCCUUUGACCAUCAGCGGCCAUAUAAUAUACUUACACUGAAAGGAGCAUUCAGCCUCGGAGAAAUACAUACAUGGGUCUCAUUCUGCCUGCCUGAAAUACCUGAGAAGGUGCCAACUGGUGACAAAGUCACGUUCACUUUUGUCUCCACAUUCCUCGACACUGUGUUGCAUUGCAGCUAUUCGAAGGGGGAAGCAGAAUUCAAGUCAGAUAACAUUUCUACUAUCUCAAUUUUGAAAGAUAUUUUAACUAAAGAAGCUACAAAGAAGAAAAUAAAGCUUGAUCUUUUGUGUGCAGUGAAUGAUGAGAGUGUAGUGCAUACUCUACAGCUGCUGCAUCCGAAGCUGAAAGUCCAGUUGGCACUCUCCAAACAAGUGUCACUUCUGGAAGCACUUCGAGAACUCGAAACUCAUGAUGCAGAAUCAUUGGAAUGUCUUUUGCCUGAAUACAAGCAGAUAUUGAAAAAUGAGAAGGAGCUGCUGACCCAAUACAAACGGCAACCUGCACAUCUAGAUCGCUUAUAUGGCAUGAUUACAGAUUUGUACAUCGACAGACAUAAAUUCAAAGGAAUUAAUGUGAAAGGGAAAGUUCCUCAACUGAUAGAAAUAUUAGAUAAAUAUGACUUGCAAAAUCUCCUGGACUUCUUUCAGCAACAGUCUGUGUAAAAUCAUAAGUGCACAACACCUAUUUGUAUCCUUUAGAUGAUUAUUUAAUAUGAUAUUUGUGGUUUAGUAGGAAGACAAAUGCUUCCUUUAUUCUACAUCUUCUACUUGGUUAAAUUUCAGCUCAACAGUUUUUGCCUGAUUGAAUUUUGAGUUUUAGCAAUGAUACUCAUAAGUUACUUAACUUACAUUUAUCAGAUAGAAUGGGGGGAAAAACACCUUUUGAUGAAUAUGGUGAGUUCUAUGGAACUUUCAAUUAAAAAAAAGAGUUUAUCUGUUAAGUGGUACUGGUACUUUUGUUGUAUGAUCAGUAGUCAAAUUACAUCCAUGUGCAUAUACAUGCCAAUAACAAGUGAAAGCACUGUCCUAGAUUUGAAAUUUAACAUCAGGUCUUUUCACUGUUUAUUUUGUAUUCAGUCAUUAUGCCUUUAAACACACACACACACACACAAUUUUCGUCAGUUACAAGAGAUAUUCCUGGUCUGUUCUGACUCAGUAUUUUCAGUCUUCUAGGUUGUCCUAAAUCUGUGACCAGUCAGUAAAGAUUCUUUAAGAUGUCCUAUUUGUGUCUAUUUAGAGAUGUGCAACCUGUCCCUUGGUAUUUGUGCCAGUAAAUGUAUUUCAGCUACACUCAUUCAUAUAUAUCAAUAAAUAUAUUCAUCACAAUCCAUAUACUUUGCACAUUACAGUAAAAAUAAGUGUCACAGGAUAUCCAUAGGCAGUCAUAAAUAAAAAUAUCAAUGUGAUAAAGGUGAAAAUGCAUGUAUUCAGAAAGAAAAUAAAAACACCACUGUCUCUGAA
This is a messenger RNA of Zootermopsis nevadensis, 3206 nucleotides long. RefSeq names its product BBSome complex member BBS7. Gene Ontology annotation, cellular component: membrane; BBSome; ciliary basal body. NCBI's taxonomy places the organism in Eukaryota, Metazoa, Arthropoda, Insecta, Blattodea, Termopsidae. The record is from RefSeq and is a predicted model, not a curated record. Gene Ontology annotation, biological process: non-motile cilium assembly; intracellular protein localization; intracellular transport. Gene Ontology annotation, molecular function: protein binding.